GGAGAUUGACUGGCAGGCGGACGGACGGGCGGGCGGGCAAAAGAAAAAAAAGGAAGGACCGCUAAAGAGUCAGAGUCAAGAGGCAGCAAAGUUGAAAGUACAGCCCAGUCAUUUUGGGGAUCCCAACCCAUGCGGAUGACGUGAAGCCCUUCUCCCGACUGCCCAGCUGCCGUACAAGCCUGCAGCCAGCACUGCAGGGAUGGAGAAGCAAGUGGAAGUGGAAGUGGAGGAGCUGAGGCAGCAGCUGGAGAAGCAAUGCCUCAUCAACAAGGAGCUGCAGAGGCAAAAUCAAGAUUUGGAGCAACGCCUGCAGGAGAAGGAGAAACUUCUGCAAGAGCUCCACACUCACUACCACGACCUCGAGUUUCCGCCUCCGAGCGGCGACGAGAUCAAACCCGAGUACAGGACCAGUCGCGCCGCCGUCAUCGCGUCCGAACCCAUCCAGGAGACGCUGGAGAUCAGGAAGUCCAGAGUCAAGAAAACGGACAGCGAGACGGGCCUGAUCGUCAAAGCCAUCCGCAAGAACGACUUCCUGAGCCGGCUGGACGACGAGCAAAUCGCCAUGAUGGUGGACCUCCUGGAGACCUCGGCCAUCGGCCGCGGCAGCGAGGUCAUCAGGGAAGGCACGGAGGGGGACAGCAUGUACAUCGUGGCAGCCGGCGAGCUUCUGGUCAGCCAAGCGGGCCGCGACCUCCGAACCCUAACCAGCGGCGACAUCUUCGGGGAGUUGGCCAUCCUGUACAACUGCAAACGAACGGCCACGGUUAAAGCAAAGACGGAGGUGCGUCUGUGGUCCAUGGAGAGACAGACGUACAGGACCAUCAUCACCAACAAAUCCAAGAAGAAACGAGAGCAGCUCCUGGGCUUCCUGAAGACGUCUCGGACUCUGAAGGACCUGAACGAUGUCCAGUUGUCCAAAAUCAUCGACUCCAUGGAGGAGGUGAAGUACCAGAACAAAGAGGUCAUCGUGCGAGAAGGCGCCGAAGCCAACACCUUCUACAUUAUCCUCAAAGGAGAGGUCCUGGUGACCAAAAGCGUCAACGGGCUUCAGAAGCCCAUCCGACGGAUGGGGAAGGGCGAGCAUUUCGGCGAGCAGGCCCUCAUACGCGAAGUAUUGCGAACGGCCACCUGCACAGCCGACGGGCCCGUCACCUGCUUCUCCAUCGACAAAGAGGUGUUUGAGGAGACCAUCCCCGUCGAGCACUUGGAGCUUUUUGACGACUCCAAGAUGCUGCAGGAGGCGCAGGCUCCGCCAAAGUCCAGCCUCAACCCCACUCUGAGCUUGAAGGACCUGGUGCCGGUCCUGUACCAGGAGGGCCGCUACCUAGGGGACCCGGUCACGCUGGGAGUCGGAGGCUUCGGCCGCGUGGAACUGAUGACCACCUUGAACCACGGCAAGUAUUACGCCAUAAAGCGAGUGAGUAAGAAGCACAUCGUUGCCAAGAGACAGGAGGAGCACAUGUUGUUUGAGAAGAAGAUCCUCAAGGCCGUCCAGUGCGACUUCAUCGUCAGACUUCACGCUGCCUUCAAAGACACGCGUUACAUCUACAUGGUGAUGGAGUUCUGCAGCGGCGGAGAAAUCUGGACCAAACUCAAAGAAGUAGGGCGUUUCGACGAGCAGAUUGCGGUCUUCUGCACGGCGUGCGUGGUGGAGGCCUACGCCUACCUCCACAAGAAGAGCAUCAUGUACAGAGACCUCAAGCCCGAGAACCUCAUGCUGGACCCGCGCGGCUACGUCAAACUGGUGGACUUUGGUUUCGCCCGAGAGUUGGUGAGCGGCGGGAAGUCCUACUCCUUUGUGGGGACUCCUGAAUACAUGGCCCCCGAGAUCAUCAAGAACCAGGGACACGACUUUGCGGUCGACUUCUGGUCGCUGGGCAUCCUCAUCUACGAGCUGCUGGUGGGAAGUCCUCCCUUUUCGAGCUCGGAGCCUCAGAAUAUUUACGCCAAGAUCUUGGACGGCGCGCUCACGUAUCCUCCCUACCUCAGCGAGGCGGCCAAGUCCAUCAUCAGUAAGCUGUGCAGACCGCGACCCGGCCAGAGGUUGGGAAACACCAAGAAUGGCAUUAAAGAUGUCCGACAUCACAGGUGGUUCGGCAACAUGAACUGGCACAAGCUGCGCAUGGCGCAGCUGGACGCGCCCACCGUCCGCCUCAUACGCAAGGGCCCGUGCUACAUCAAUUUCGACCGCUUCCCUCAGGACCAGACCAAGGCCGAUGAGGAGUUCUCAGGUUGGGACCGAGACUUCUAAGCGCGGCCGAUGACCGUGUCAUAACUCAGGACAACCCAAAAUGAGCCUCGAAGUGCCUCCGCAUAGUCACAAGGAAUUGAUAUUAGUGCCGCACCGAGGAGCCUCAGCCCUCCUCAUGUACAGGGUAUGCUCGGUUCCACCUGAAUAAAUAGAACACGCUCUCGUUUCUCAAA
Syngnathus typhle (broad-nosed pipefish) is the source of this 2424-nucleotide messenger RNA. It is a transcript of the gene prkg3, whose product is annotated as protein kinase cGMP-dependent 3. Gene Ontology annotation, molecular function: cGMP-dependent protein kinase activity; ATP binding. The coding region runs from base 200 to 2251 and encodes 683 amino acids. Gene Ontology annotation, biological process: protein phosphorylation. The record is from RefSeq and is a predicted model, not a curated record. The transcript is spliced from 22 exons. Lineage: Eukaryota; Metazoa; Chordata; Actinopteri; Syngnathiformes; Syngnathidae.